This is a messenger RNA of Trichoplusia ni (cabbage looper), 8361 nucleotides long. RefSeq lists its product as uncharacterized. The record is from RefSeq and is a predicted model, not a curated record. The coding region runs from base 89 to 8056 and encodes 2655 amino acids. The transcript is spliced from 42 exons. Gene Ontology annotation, molecular function: protein-containing complex binding; monoatomic ion channel activity. Gene Ontology annotation, cellular component: membrane. Gene Ontology annotation, biological process: transmembrane transport; monoatomic ion transport. NCBI's taxonomy places the organism in Eukaryota, Metazoa, Arthropoda, Insecta, Lepidoptera, Noctuidae.
AUGUAAUUUGUUGUGUUGAGUAGUUAGAGAAUAUUAUUAUGUGUGUAUUUAUUGUUAUUGUAGAGUAGUGAGUUUUGAUUAAAUAAAAAUGUGGAAUUGGAAUCAGCGCACUGCCAGUCAGGGCAGCCGGACUAGCAGCCGCGGGGCCAGCUUGGCCAGCCACGGCAGCCAUGCCAGCAUGGGCAGCACGCGCGGCAGCCAGCCCAGGGAGCUGGAGUUCCAGUUCUUUAUACGGCAGACUGAGACGCUGUACCCUGCUUGGUGGACGCGCGAGGGCGUGGUGAGCUGGUACCGCGACCUGCCGGACGACACGCCCUGGAACUGCUAUAUCUGCGGCAUCGUGCUGUUCGCCGUCAUCUGGCAGGUCACUGCCCUCGAGAGCAUCUACCUGGACAUCAUCGACAUCGUCUACAACCUCUCCUAUGCCGUCCACAUCUUCGCCAUCGGAUACAAAAUCGUCUCGGAUCUGGAGAACACUGAUAUCACUUUUUGGACUGUCAUAUCAUUCCUUGUUGAUCUUGGCUCGUUUGCGCAUUAUGGCCAAGCCAGUAGACCUAACUUCAAGCUGGCGUGCUACUACCUGCGGCUGCAUAGGCCUUAUCGAUACCUCGGAUCGCUAAACGACUACAACUUGAAGGGCAGUAUAUUAGGGACCACUCUGAAGUUCGUCUACAUAUUCCUGAUCGUAAGAAUAACGUGGGCGUGGAUUUGGAUGCACGUGCACAUUUUAACGAGCAAGCUAUUUCCCUGGGAAGCGGAGCAUGGUCUGGAGGUUAUCGAGCCGAGAGGCCCGCAGGAGAGCACUGCGAGGCAGUUCCUCAGCGCGGUGUAUAUCAUCAACAAGAUGUUCAUACCUAUAGGCCCGCCAGUGUUUCCCGAUAAUGACGUGGAGAGGGUAGUGUGCCUGCUCAUCAUGAUAUCCGGCUGCCUUUUGGUGACGGGCGCGGCGGUGGCCUCGCUGUCGCUCAUCAUCAGCCUGUACAUGCGCCCCGAGGAGACCUUCCGCGCGAGGUACCGCCUCAUCAUAAAGGAAAUGAAAGAUACCCAAGUACCACAAGCCCUCCGUGACAAGGUUGAGACGUUCUACAAGAUGUACUGGCACAAGCAGCGCGCGGUCUCCGAGACGCAGCUACUGCCCACCUUCCCACCGACGCUACCCGCCACCGUCUAUGCUGAUAUAUACUUUGAGGCUACACAAAAGGCUCGAAUCCUGCGAGAGCUGUCGUACCAGCUGCUGUCGGAGAUCGCGAAGAGUAUGGAGACCAUACACUAUAUCCCCGGAGACGCGAUCAUCAAGCGAGGGUCGAAGAAAUCCCAUAUUAUCUACAUAACUUAUGGAGACGUCGAAAUGCUGACGGCGGAGGACGACAACACAGCGAUCCUCCGGCUGACGCGCGGCACAGUGCUGACCCCGUGCGGCGGCGCCAUCCCGCUGGCGCUGAGCCUCUCGCACCUGGCAGUGCGCGCCGCCACCUUCUGCACGGCGCACGUCCUCUCCGCCGUCGACCUCUGGAAGAUCGUCUACAAGUUCUCCGUCACACAAGACCAUGCUGGACCCAUAUUAGCUGCCUUUACUGAUCACAUCGAGAGAGUAAAGAGACAUUACGGUAUGAAGCUGCCUGACGAAGCUACCCAUAAGAGCAGCAUUUUGCACUUCAACCGUAACUUGAUGGCUCUGAAGGAGAUGAAGAACGAGCACGGCGAGCCGCUGCUGGCCAGCUCCGACGUGUUCCUCGAGAUCGCCGGCUGCUACCUCAUGAGGAACCGCCCGGACAUGACUCUGACGGAUCAGUCUGAUGAGAUCUGCUUGCGGCCGACCUUCCCCUGCAUCCUGCAGCCGACAUCGUCGCUCCUGUUUGCCUGGCACAUCUUGGUCGCUACGCUUAUUCUCGCCAUAACUUUUACGCACCCCUACUACCUGGUGUAUAAGAAGACCGUGCCGCUCGAGUUCAGGUUCUUCGACUACUUGAUGACCGGCGUCUACGUAAUAGACCAUAUCGUGCACCUGUCCACCGGAGCCAACGUAGAGGAAGGGGUUCCGAUAAACUUCGCGCAGACGUCCUCGCAGCAGAUGCGCAGUCACUGGUUCGUGCUGGACGUGGUGGCCACGGUGCCGAUGUUCGAGUUCAUCGGUGAUGGACACUUUGCAGGCAUCAAUAAGAUCCUCAGGCUGCCCAAGUUCUUCAAAGUCCUUAAGGAUCUGGAGGAGAUGUGUAUGUACCGCGGCAACAUCCUCCGCUUCUUGUCCUACACGAUGCUGCUGCUCGUCGCUUGUUACCUGAUCGCGGCCAUGCAGCAAGGGUUCAUGUGCUUCCAGUCUGGCUACUGCUUGGUGACAAACCUGACCCACCCGCCAUUCUGGGAGAUGAAACCUUUGGACGAGGAGACUGUGGAGGCCAGGCUUAUCUUUGGCCUGUAUUGGGCCAUCUCCAUGAUAAACUUCACGAUCCACAGAGAGACUUGGGGUAAGGAGAACUGGUCGAACGUGAUCUACACUCUGGUCAUCCUGGAGGUGUGCAUCGUGCUCCGCAUCUUCAUGGAGGCUGUCUACUCAGCCACCAUCAUGGUGACCACGGCACUCGGGGAGAACUACGGGGCUAAGAUAGCAACAGUCAAAAGUUUUCUGAUCCGCAACGACAUUGAUCCCACGUUAAGAAAGAGGUUCAUUACCUACCUAGAGCUCUGCUGGUAUACUGAUAAGGCCUUCAAGAUUACUCACAAGCAUCGCUCGACUAUAUUCUACGACCUGCCGCCGCACGUCUUCCAAGACAUCGUUGGCAGAAACCGCAGCAAGUACAUACUCUGUAUACCAUUCAUGAAGUUACUUAAGAAGGAGGAACUCAGAAUGAUCUCGUCGAGACUGAAGCUGUUCUACACAUCUCCCAAUGAGAUACUCCUGAACACAGGUGAACUCACCAACGAGAUGUACAUUAUCAAGCGCGGGUUCUGUGAGAUUCUUGAUCCCGUGUCGAAGACUCGCGUCGGGACGUUAUCGACGAAAACUCACUUCGGAGCUCUCGUGUGUUUGUUACGUCUACCAGCCUAUAAUACGAUUCGCGCUAUCACCCACGUGCAAAUUUAUUGCAUCCCGAGGAAAUUUCUCGCUAAAGCACUGGAAACUCCCCAGAUCAAAACUGCGCUUGACAUCCUUAAAAAAUCUCCGGAGUACAAGCGGCUGCAAGAGAACAAGAUGAGUGCAUUUGUGAAGUACGAGCCGCCACCGCCGACGCCCAACACGAUGCACUUCCGGUUACCAAGGAAACACGAACCAGACACGGAGUUCUUGCAACCAUUCAACCGACUUGGCUUUCUGUCAAUCUUACGCUAUAUCUUCCCUCGGUUCACGAUCCGGCCCGACGGCCGCUACCUGAUCCGCUACGAGUGGUUCCGCGUGUCGUGCGCGCUCUGCACCGCCAUGCUGUUCCCCCACUACACCUACCUCGUGGUGCAGUGGCCAAAUCUCUUUUAUGCUUGUUGGUUCCUCGAUUUGUCGGCGUGGUAUGAUAUUUUCCAACGCAUGCUGGUGGGCUAUUACAACGACGAUGGGAUCCUGGUGUACCAUCCCGCAAGUACAGCAGCAUACUAUAUGAAAGGCGCCUUUCUUAUGGACUUGUUCGGAUGCAUCUGGCUUGAAAACCUGGAGGCGGCUCGAAUGAAUAGCGUCGAUAACCGAAUCCAUGUGACUCCAACAAAGCAGUUUCUGAUGCUGAACCGGCUGAUCCAACUCUACCGAAUGCCCAGUGCCAUGGCGGUGCUUGAGGACUACAUAGAGAGGAGGGAUGUUCUUUUGGUAUUCAAGGCCAUGCCUAUAUUCAUGACCAUGAUCAAUAUCUUGACUUCGCUCAUGAUAUUCUACUCUGUCAACAUUUACUACACGAAGAGCCCAGAUGGAGAUAUCGAGUGGUUCAUCGAGCCCAUCAAUGACCAAGGCGGAUCCUGGCUCAAUUUGUUUUCAUCAGCAUUCCGCUACAACUUGACGGAGUCGCCAUGGAACCUGCACCUGGCGGCGUACUUCUGGGUCGUGUACGAGUCCAGCACCACCGGCUACGGCUUGUUCAACCCCAGCAACAGCAACCUCAUGGAGAUACUCUUUGUUGGGAUGUGCUGCUGUACGAUGUUCGUCACAUACUUUUCGGUGCGCAUCAUCAGUAUAAGGGCGAACGUGAACAAGUCUCUGGCCGGGUUCCAGCAGCACAUGAGGGAUAUCAACAUUUAUCUGGCGAAGGAAAAACUUGACCCGGAAUUACAAAAGGAAGUAAAGCGUUACUACGAGUACAACUGGGAGAAGAUGGGUGGCAUCGACUACAAGAGAGUUCUGAAGAUGUGUGACCAGAUCACUCUCAGAACUGACGCCAUCUUGCAUAUCUAUGGACCUACUUUUACUAAGUGCCCUCUACUGAAAACGUCGGACAUCUCACUUUUACGUAUUAUCGGUCGCUCUGUGCGCAGCGUGUAUUUCCUUCGAGAUAUGAAGGUAAUGGAGCACGAUGACAUUGUGAGGGACAUGUACUUUGUGGACUACGGCGGCGCCGAGCUCAGGAUCUCCACCGGCGAAAUGAGCACCAUCUACAAGCUGCCCAGAGGGAGCGUUUUCGGUAACUUAGAGGGUACAGCAGGUCAGAGAUCUCCGUAUCACGUGAUAGCUACCAGUCGCGUCCAUCUGAUGAUCAUCAAGGCUGAAGUUUUUGCCAACAUCAUGAAGGACUUCCCGACCGUGAAAGAACUUAUGGAUAAGUACAGAGGGCCGGAGAAGAAGAUGUAUAUCCUGGGCAGCGAGGUCCAGCCGAAGUUGCGCCGCAACGUGACGACGACGGUAUCGACGCACACCAAGACUAGUCUUGUGAAAUACAUUUACUUCGAGGAAGGCAUGGUGCAGAUCUACCUGAUCGCCGUCAGCUUGGGAUGCAUCUAUCUCGACCUCUAUAACGCAGGGUUUCAGAAUAACAGUCUGUGGAUGAUAAUUACACUUUACUCCUUGGACUUUUGUUUCUUCCUGAAGAUAUGCAUGCAACAUUCUCUGCCCCUGUUGGUCACCAAUAAAAGCUACAAAAGGAUUAUGAAACCCUUACGAAAAAUAUAUUUCAGACGAGAAUUCAGAUACGACCUGGUUUCCAUAUUGCCCAUAGAGCUGUUUAGCUUCGCCACCAAUCCGCGGGAUCAGUGGUUCUGGUUCGCCUGGCUUCGUCUCAACAGGGCCUUUAGAAUUACCACUGUGCAUAAGUGUUUGAAGAAGCACAGCGAGAGUAUCACAGUGAACUUGACUAUGACGACCAUGGCGACUGUCGGGAUCUGGUUUUUCCUCUUCGUCCACACCACAACCUGCUUAUGGUUUUUCAUUGGCUCGUACGAGGAUCAAAAAGCGCCAAACUCCUCGUGGAUGCAUAGCAGUCCCGGUAAGGCUAAGUACGGCGGCUCGUCUUUCCUUUGCCACAACUUGUACAUAUGUUCUCUGUACUUCAUCAUCACGACUUUCACCCAAAAUGGGGUUGGAGACAUCAUGCCACAGAAUCCGACAGAGGUGGUGUUUGUAUCGCUCCUGAUGAUCCUCGCGACGAUGGUGUUCAUGGUGUACGUGGGCGAGUUCUCCAACAUCAUCCAGUACCAGUCCUACCGGUCCUUCAGCUUCUACAGCAAGUACCUCGAGUUACAGGAUUUCAUGCACAACAAUCGGGUUUCGAAGAAUCUCGUGUACAUAGUUAAUAAGUACACGUUGCACCUGUGGCGGGAGACGCGCGGGAUGCAGGAGCCGCACUUCCUGAAGAGCGCGCCACUGUCCCUCCGCCUGAGGAUCAUGUCGGCCGCCUACCUGCACCACAUCACCAGGCAUCAUAUAUUUGAAGAAUGCGAGGCAGCUUUCCUCCGGCAGCUGGUUGGCUGCAUUCAGCUGUUCACUUACAACGAAGGUAUGUACGUUGUAAAGGAAAGUGAGAUUACUAAUUCGAUGUACGUGAUACAUACUGGCAAAGUAAAGGAAACCUGUGAGGAUAUGGACAUCAGCGCCAGGGUCUACCCUGCUGGCUCUUACUUUGGCAUUUUGCAGGGUUUGUUACGCAACACUCCGUACACGCAUUCAUACCAAACUAUGUGUAAGUCUCAGGUGCUGACACUUAAUCUCGACGAUUGGGAAUAUUUAUUAAAACAUUUUCCAGAUAGCAAAAACGCUAUACACAAACAUAUGAGACAAGUCGGAGACAAGGACAUGGAUCAAAGCAAUUGGCCUGGCGGCGCCCCAGGACCCGACGAGCCUCCCGAUUAUGAGCUGAUAUCUGACGUUGUUACCGAUUACCCUGGUGUUGGUGGCCCAUACCCAACGCCGAGGCGACGCUCCUCAGAUGACGAAGCACCACCUUUACCUUCUUCCCUUCGACGAACUUCUCAAUUUGCCUGGCCUACUGAUAGUAGGAACGACGAAGAGCGAGGGAGUGUCGGUGCGGUGGGUGGGCGCCCUCGAAUGAGUACACUUAGCACAGUGAGCACAGGAAUGGAUGGCCGAGGAGUAGAACAUGCUACCGCAGAAGAUCACCAUAAACUUACAUUCUUCCAAAAAAUUGCUAUGACAGCCAAAAAGUUAAUGGGUAGGGAAUCUGACCCUGAAUUAAGUGGAAUCUCUGGUGAGGGUAAGGAUGAGCUUUUACUAGAAGAAGACGAAGAAGCAACCGAAGCUCUGCUAGCUCAGGUCGAGGCAGAAAAACGUAAAUCUACUGAAAAGAAGAAAAAAAGAAGAAAGAGCAUGUUUCAUGCUAUGGAGGAUGAGGAUACAGAAAAACAUAUGUUGACCUUAGACAUUGACGAUCAAAAUGAUGAUGAAGAAAAAUCUGAUAGCCCAUUCACGAUGCGCCCGCUUCGCAUUCGGGAUGAUGAAGAGGACGAGGAAACUCGAGAAGUUCUAAAUUUAGGUCGCCUGAGAAAGCCAAAGGCUAGAAAAGAAUCUGAGGUGGAUGAAGAAGCCAGCUCGGCUGAGGUUACACGGCCUUCAACUAGCCGUGUGAACAAAGACGGAUCGUUUAGUAGAACUCCAAUAAUCUUUGAUCCCACUGCACUAUCAGCAUCUUCACCGUCUGCACCUUCACCUACUGCACCUCGAGACUCAAAGCCAUUUACUAAGCCAAAAUUGGUAUUCCCUGGUGGCAGAACUUCAACAGAUGAAGGAGACUCUGAUGUCGCAGAAGAUGACAAUGAACCUUCAGGUGGAGGCCCAAGUCAAAAAGGCCCAAGACGAAAGAGUCGGGACGAAGACGAGCUUAUGAGUGAUACUGAACAAGAUGUGGAAACUGGAACCAACCAAGAUCUCGAUGAACCUGACUUACUUGCUGGUGGAUUUAUAAAACCGGCAACUGAUAUUCCCGAUUUUCCUGAAUCUGAAACUCCCACACCUACUCAUUCUGCCCCUCUAAGACUUUCGACUUCUGAAUCACAGCCAAUACUACCUCGAACUAGUCCUGCUUCGCUUAAAGAUGAUAAAAAUAAAAAGAAGACGUUAGACGAAGAAGAUGAAAAGGAGAUGGCAUCAAUUAUGAUUCCUCAUCGAGACGCGGACGAUGAUGAUGACGAACCAACGAUCUCACGUACAAAGGCGGUGUCAUCGUUACUACUCUUGGAAUCCGCAACAGAACUGACGACUCCUUCCACAAGUACACCUUUUACUACUUCCGGUACUUCGGAUUCCCGCAGCACAAAGACCUUCGACACUACUGAUCAGAGUCAAUAUGACGCGGAUUUCGGACCAGCCGAAUCAGAAUCGGGUCUUGCUGAUAAGUCGGGGGUAAGUACCGCUUCAUCAUAUCGAGAGGAAGGAACAUCAAUUUCAAAUCUUAACCGACGGUUCGUGCACGUGCGGUACGAUGAGCACGAGGAUGCACAAAACGCGCCGCCAGUUACAGACGAUGAGGAUGCUCGGGGGCUAGGCAAGCAGGACGCGCACCUCAGCAUGUUCACGAUGGACAGCGACGAGCGCUCCGUGGCGGACAAGAGCGUGAGCGAUAAGACCGACGACGAAGAUGACGACCCUCACGCAGGCCCCUCUAAGAAGAAGAAAAAACCCAGCAGGGAUAAAUAAAUAGAUAAAUAACAAUGUCUAGCCGCCGUUCACUCGCCUCUGACUGAAGAAUAAUUUUACAUUCACGUUUAUUAUUGACCCGCAUAUUGGUGAGACCUGCUUAUUGCUUAUUUCCUGACUACGAGUUCUGGUUAAAAUAAAAGAUAGAAAUGUGUAGUGCCUCGCUGCCUCGCUAUUCCGGUAAUUUACUGGCGCUGACAACCUGAAUGGCAAAGAAUAUUUCAUAGUCGUAUUUUUUAUUUUUCUAUGGUCUUUAACUUGUCACUUUUAUCAUUAAUUAUGAUUAAACUUAUCGAAUUAUUGAA